AAACGAAUGACACAGCUUUGGUGGGAACCGUUGGAUCGUAACUAACGCUAGAGAAGCACUCCGAAGACCUGCUCUCCUUCGUUCUGUUUGUUGUUUUUCUUCUCCCGUCCGCAGUCCGCUUGGCGUGCGCGACGGCUAGGGCGACCGCCGCCGCCCUACGCCCUACGUCCAGCUGCCCAUGUCUUCUUCGGGCCCCUUGCCGGCGGGAACUCACCAGACCAGGAAUCGUGCUGGCAACCGGCGCAAGUCUGGAGAUAGGGCUGAUAAAGCUAAUUACUCCUACAAUAAUGAUGGAGAGAAGAGCAAUGUUCCUUCAUUAAAGAACCUUCCUCCAAUUGUUCAUCAUGAAACAUUCUUCAGCAAUGUUCAGAAUGACUACAAUCAAACAGGAUUAGUGCCUUUGGAGGGAUGUUCUGCCAGUGAGGCUUCACAGCUUCUCAGUGAUCGCUGGACUGCUGCAAUCAACAUGUACAAUGACCAAACAAUUGACCCCUCAGAGAAACCGGUAAUGUAUUCUGGAUCUAGCAGCUCAUCAUGGGGUCACCUGAAGCUUCCUCAUCAGAUGAACUUCCUCGAGGAGUUGCGCCGUGCAGUGGACGCUCAUACAGAAUUUGCGUCGCCUGUCGUCACCUGGAACUAAUCGAAGUCAGCAUCUGCAUCAUUAUGCGUUAUGACUAAUUUUCGAAGUCAGCAUCUGCAUCAUUAUGCGUUAUGACUAAUUUAUGGAAGGCAGGCUGUUCGCCAGGUCUAUGUAUGAUGUAUCCCAUACACGGAUGAUGUGCCAAAAGGCUUUCGUCUGACCUGCAGCUGCUUCUGGAAUCUGCAUCUGUACAAUUGUACCAUUGUUACCCCUGGCCUUGUAGCUGCAAAGCAGUUUGUUGUAACAAUUAAAUGAGGCGCCGGAUCCUCACGCCAUCGAAAGUUUGAAACAGCUUGGUUGUUGUAUGGUAGUUCCAAGACUUGGUGAUUAUAAUGUGCGCAUUUUCUCGACCUGGAGUUUUAGAAUAUGUAGAAGGUAAUGCUUAUUGAAAACCUCAGCUUUUAACUUCAA
Zea mays is the source of this 1051-nucleotide messenger RNA. RefSeq lists its product as uncharacterized. Lineage: Eukaryota; Viridiplantae; Streptophyta; Magnoliopsida; Poales; Poaceae. The coding region runs from base 179 to 640 and encodes 153 amino acids. The record is from RefSeq and is a predicted model, not a curated record. The transcript has 6 exons.